Messenger RNA from Schizophyllum commune H4-8, 2488 nucleotides. RefSeq names its product DUF21-domain-containing protein. Gene Ontology annotation, cellular component: intracellular membrane-bounded organelle. Gene Ontology annotation, biological process: magnesium ion homeostasis. The transcript has 13 exons. The record is from RefSeq and is a predicted model, not a curated record. Lineage: Eukaryota; Fungi; Basidiomycota; Agaricomycetes; Agaricales; Schizophyllaceae. Bases 1 to 2367 code for a protein of 788 amino acids.
AUGCCGAGCGGAUUCCCCGCCCCUGCCAACCGUCCGCUAGCCGCAACUUAUCCUCUCCCACUCGAAUGGUACCUGCCGCGCUCUCAGUCCCCCGUUCUCCGGGACUCGCACAAGUUCGACCCGCACGACCCCAAGAAGAUUGUUUUCGUAUGCCUCAUACCCGUCCUAGUGCUCAGCUCUGGCCUGUUUGCUGGAUACAUGAGUCUCGACGAGACGCAGCUCAACGUGCUGAGCAUUAGCGGCACUCCGAAGCAGAAGGAGUACGCGCGGAAGAUCCAGCCCAUUCGCAAGAAUGGACACCUGCUCCUCGUCACUCUCCUCAUCGCCAACAUGAUUGUCAACGAGACCCUGCCCAUCAUCUCUGACCCUGUCCUCGGGGGCGAAAUCUCGAGUGUCGUGGUCAGCACCGUCCUCAUCAUUAUAUUUGCCGAGAUCAUACCCCAGUCGAUCUUCACUCGGCACGGUCUCUUUCUCGGCGCCAAGCUCGCUUGGUUGACCAAGAUCCUCAUCUUUGGCCUGGGUAUCAUCUCGUGGCCUGUGUCGAAGUUGCUGGAGUUCGUUCUCGGCCCUCACCAUGGGAUUAUCUAUCGUAGAGGCGAGCUCAAGGAACUCAUCGCCAUGCAUUCGUCCAUGGCUACUCUCGGAGGCGACCUCAAGACCGACACCGUAACUAUCAUCGGCGCGACGCUCGACCUCCAAGAAAAGGUCGUGACGCAAGCCAUGACGCCCAUCAAGGACGUCUUCAUGCUCUCCAUUGACGCCAAGCUCGACUAUGAGACGCUGAAGAAGAUCACCGAGACGGGCCACAGUCGCGUGCCCGUGUACGAGGAGGUGGAUAUCCCGGUGGGCCCCGGUAAGGCGCAGAAGGCGAAGAGGAUAUUGGGUAUCUUUCUGGUGAAGCAGUGCGUGUUGUUGGAUCCGAAUGAUGCGACGCCGCUCAGGGAUAUGCCGCUCAAUAAGGUGCCAUUCGUGCCUAUGAACGAGCCGCUGCUGGGUAUCUUGGACAAGUUCCAGGAGGGACGCUCGCACAUGGCUAUCGUCAGUCGCUUCAGCGUCGACAAAGCCGCCAGUGUCAAGGCUGCGGCCAAGCGCAGCCUCACGCAACGCCUCCGCGAGCGCGUCGGCAUGGCAGACUCUGACUCAAGCUCGAGCGAGGAGGAGGACGGCAAGCCGCCGCAUAGGGACGAGAGGGGUCGGCUGCGCUUCCAUAGGCAUAAGAUCAGGGACAUCGAGGAGGGCGUCGAGGAUACGGGAGAAAGCCCCACUCCAGAUGGAGAUAACGAGGCCAAAGCGCUUAGUGACGACCAUAAGCAUCACGACGGCAAGAAGGAACACAAUGGCCAGCAAGACCACGACGGCCGCCGCCCCUCCUCCGGGCACCGCGCGCGUGGUCGGUCGACGAAGCCGCGCAACUCGGACAGUGUGAACCUGCAGAUGACGCCGCGCGACUCGAGCGACACAGUCGACGCUGCGAAGGCAGGGUCGAAGAGUCGGCGCGGCAGCUUCCAGCUGCCGCGUGCUGCGGCGGGGAUGGCAUCGCUGUCGACGCUAGAGCAGAGCAUGCCAGCGGAUGCGGUGCUGGGAAAGGAAGGGAUGAACAACUUCUUGCAAGGCCUGGAUCCGGCGGUUAUGCCACUGGGAAUUAUUACGCUCGAGGAUGUGCUGGAAGAACUCAUCGGCGAGGAGAUCUGGGACGAGUUCGACUCUGAAGGCGCACACGGAGACUACCUCGCGCCGAAUCCGCCUGUCGCCGUGCGCGACUAUGCCGUCGCCACCCCCGCACAUGAGGCCGCUGUCCCGCUUCGGACCCCUGUGGCUCUGAAGCCACUCGCGCUGAAGGGUCUAAACUUCCUGCGCUCGCGCUCUGCGCCACCGUCGCCCAAGGACGAGCGCCCGCCGCCUCUCGAGUUCAGCAAGAGCGGCUCCGAGAAAGAGAAAGGCAUCCCAGAACGACCUGUCUCUGUCGCUCUGGGCGCUGAGGACGCGCCGAUCCCGAGUCCGCGACCCAGUGUCCGCAUUGAACCUCCAGCGCAGCCGCAGCAUGCGCAUCCCAAUCCGCAUCAGCCCGCGCAUGUCGUUGGGCCGACACGCGGGGCGUCUCCUGCUCCCUCGUUGGAGGCCUACCUCGUUGAGCGCAAGCGUAGAGGUGGGCAGGCAGCCGUCGGGGUAACGAGCGGCGCCACGGUUGCCCGUGGUCCCAGCAUCAGCGCAAAGGGGACGAUGUUCAAGAGCAGUCCUCUAGGCGGCGCGGCGGCAGACGGUCCCAGUCCGCACGAGAAGGGGGCAAAGGCCGGUGGCGACGAGGUUCGUAUACCUGAUGAGAGGGAUAAGGAGGGUCCGGACAAGAACGAGAGCAGUAAUAAUUGACGUGAUGGGCAAGAACUUCGGAUUUUGUGCUUUGCUUGUGGAUAAUACCUAUCAAGGUUUUGGGUCUUGACGUAUAUGAUGCUUGCUAUGCCUGUAACUUCUUAUGCAUACUUCACCGACG